Messenger RNA from Dicentrarchus labrax (European seabass), 7899 nucleotides. RefSeq names its product aryl hydrocarbon receptor. Gene Ontology annotation, molecular function: protein dimerization activity; nuclear receptor activity; transcription cis-regulatory region binding. The record is from RefSeq and is a predicted model, not a curated record. The transcript is spliced from 11 exons. Bases 397 to 3498 code for a protein of 1033 amino acids. Gene Ontology annotation, biological process: regulation of transcription by RNA polymerase II. NCBI's taxonomy places the organism in Eukaryota, Metazoa, Chordata, Actinopteri, Moronidae. Gene Ontology annotation, cellular component: nucleus; aryl hydrocarbon receptor complex.
CAGCAGCCCUGUCAAAUCACAACGGGGUGACGCAGAGGCAGAGGAUUUACAUAAAAGUCCUCCGAGGACUCUUUUUAACGUCUAAAAGUGUCGGUAUUCGCGGUAAACCGGCGCGGAGACACUUUAACGUCGCCGUUAUGAGACGUUGUGACAGUUUACUAACGUCUGCCGGAUGUUUGGAGUAAACAAAAACAACAAAAAGUCCGUUUUUUUUCAGCUGAGAGGCGCACGGGACCAGCCGGGGACUCUACGGGGAUUUUAACGACUCAUUCACAACUUUAUUCGGUCGGUUGUCGAGGGAUGUGACUCUACCGAACACGGUUGGACCUGUUAACGUGUACAUUUAACCCGGGAUUAAAGCCACUUUACUCGACUCCGCUCGCUCGGUAAUUCACCAUGUUGGCGACGAACACGGCGCUUUACGCGGCGAAGAAACGGAAGAAGCCGGUCCAGAAAAUUCCCAAACCACCACCUCCUGAUGGCACUAAGUCCAACCCCUCCAAACGCCACAGAGACCGCCUCAAUGGCGAGCUGGACAAGCUCACCAGCCUGCUGCCCUUCACCGAGGAGGUCAGGGCUCGGCUGGACAAGCUGUCCGUGCUCCGCCUCAGCGUCGGAUACCUGAAGGUCAAGAGCUUCUUCAACGCCACCAUGAAGAAGGGCCAGAACGGCUCCAGCUGGACCAGCGAGCGGAGCCGGAUGUUCGGGGGGAGCGUCCAGAACGCGCUGCCUUCAUCCUCUACAACCUCCACUCCCUCCUCCUCCUCCUCCCUGGCCUCCGCCUCCCAGGUGACAUCCAUCGACGGAGUCAGCUUCUCCGAGGGAGACCUGCUGCUUCAGGCGCUGAACGGCUUCGUGUUGGUGGUGACGGCCGAAGGCUACGUCUUCUACACAUCCCCCACCAUCCAGGACUUCCUCGGCUUCCACCAGUCGGACGUCGUCCAUCAGAGCGUGUUUGAGCUGAUCCACACAGACGACCGAGCUCUGUUCAGACGGCAGCUUCACUUCGCUCUCAACCCAAAUCACAGCCACAAAGAUGGCACCGUGGAGAGUCCCAGUGAUCAGAGCUCUGCAGAGGUCACCAGCAACCUGAUGACCUACGACCCGCUGGCCAUCCCUCCAGAAAACUCGUCCUUCCUGGAGAGAAACUUCUGCUGUCGUUUCCGCUGCCUGCUCGACAACUCUUCAGGCUUCCUGGCCCUGAACUUUCGCGGCCGGCUGAAGUUGAUCCACGGUCAGAACCGGCUUUCAGAGGACGGGACGUUGGUUCCCCCGCAGCUCGCUCUGUUCUCCAUCGCCACGCCGAUGCAGCCGCCGUCCAUCCUAGAGAUCCGCACCAAGACGCUCUUCUUCCAGACCAAACACAAGCUGGACUUCACUCCCAUGGGCAUCGACACAAGAGGGAAGGUGGUUCUGGGCUACAAUGAGAUAGAGCUCUGUAUGAAAGGUUCAGGCUACAACUUCAUCCACGCUGCAGACAUGAUGUACUGCGCCGACAACCACGUCAGAAUGAUAAAAACAGGAGAAAGUGGUUUCACCGUCUUCAGGCUGCUGACCAAAACCGGGAAGUGGGUCUGGGUCCAGGCCAACGCCAGGCUGGUCUUUAAAGGAGGGAAACCAGACUUCAUCGUGGCCCGGCAGAAAGCUCUGACAAAUGAAGAAGGAGAAGAACAGCUGCGCCUCCGUCGGCUGCAGUUGCCGUUCAACUUUGCCACCGGGGAGGCGAUGCUGUAUGAUGUAACUCCGACCAUCGACGCCCCUGACCCGUGCUCCGCCCCCAAGCAGAGGAAGUUGGACACCUUCUCCGUCAGCCCCAACUCCAUGCUGGGCUGCAUGCUGAAUCAGGACCAGUCGAUCUACUGUGAACACAACAAUGCCAACACCCUCAACUCCCUCAACGAUGUCGCCUUCAAGGACAGCCACGCUACAGUCAACGUUCCUGGAGACGUUUGGUUGGAUGCCUCGCCCAAACCCGGUGUGGGAAGCCUGGUGAAGUCCGAGGCCUCAGUUCAGGACAUGAUGGACACCCUGCAGCAGAUCCUCGGAGACAACGAGCUCACCGAAGCCCUGGAUGUGGGGCUGGACGAGCUGAAGAGCUGGGAGAGUACCCUGCUGAAGAUGAGCACCAACAGCGCCGAGAUAAGCGAAGACCUGAACGACAUUCUCAGCAACGACAUCCUGUCUUAUGUAGAGGAGCAACUCCAGAGGGAGGGCGGCCUCAAGUUGCCAGAUCAGUUGGAUGACAUACCACCCUGCCUCUCCACGCUGGACCUUCAGAACCAGAAUCCUGACCACGGUGGAGAGCAGAACUUCGGCUGGCCUCUGGAGCCCCAAAACCAAGCAAGACAGCUGACUACCAUGGGGAUGAUGAAACUGACCCACAUGGAUCUUCCUCAGUUGGGUUCUUCUGGACUAAACGGUCCAACCCUCCAGCAAAUUGUCUCACAGCAAUCUGUUGGUCUUCAGCUGGGCACCACAGGCAACAUUGGCGCUCCAGUUACCUUCAACCCUACCAUGGCGGACUCUUGCGGUCAAACCCAGAACCAACUGAGAACCUUACAAGUCACUGCCAAGGACAACAACCUCGGAGCAUUCUCGCUCGGGCAAACUUCAACCAAUCAGAUUCAACCUAAUCAAAUGGCUCAACUAACGCAGAACCAACUUCAGAUGAGGAUGCCCAGCCAGCCACUCUGCCUCCAGGACCAAAGCGUAAAUCCCAUAUUCAGCUUUCAGGGCAACCAGUGGAAGUCUGCGGUCCCCAACUCAAACCAAGCCAACAACUUUGUAGAAACUUUCCCCCAAAAUAUUUCAAGCGAACCAGGUUAUACUGCAGAUCCUUCCUCAUCUAGCUGCCUACAAGGCCACUUACCACUUCAGACACAAGACAACAAGACUCAGAGACCGUCCUGGCCGCAGGGGCAGCAGCAACAGCAACAGCAGAUGAUCUCAAGUGAACACCAACAAGUGGGCGCCUGCCUCAACCAAAUGUCAGGAUUUCAGAGGAAUCCCGUUUCUGGUGCCAUUGUGGCCCAGACCUCUGUCAACGGCAGGCCGAUGUUCAGGACUCUCGACACUUCAAAUGUACCGUAUCCUGUGCAGCAGAACAUUGCGCCGCCUCUGGCACCUUCUAGCAGUUGUAUGUUCAGAAAUGCCCCGCCCUCUGUGCCUGUAAAUGGCGUGCACCUCAGUCAGCCGCCCUCCUGCCAAAGACUGAACAGCACCAGCAGCCAGAUCCCCUCCAAGUCCUCCUGUUUCUAUCAGAGUCUCCCCGGAGGCGGAUCUGUGCCGGGGCUGACGGCUAUCCCGAAUCCUGAUGAGGCAGCGCUGUCCUGCCAAAUGGCCACUGGUCUUGACUCGGAAGUCCUGUUGGUGCAACAACAGCAGUACUUAAACUUCAGUGAACAGACGCAGAUCAACAGCUGUCCAGUUGUAGGGAACGGAGGUUUCCCCUUCUCCUUGCUGCCCAAUGGGAACACAUACUACUCAGAGAACAAAUAGGAAUCUGUGACUGGGACUUCAGGACGGCAGGGGAUCCCAAAUCGGACUGAAACGGCAGUUUAUAGGAAGCAGAAGACUCCUGUCUCUAAACAUAAAAGUAGAUUAGACUGAAGAAUGCCCGAGAAGGACAAAGAGACGAAACAGGACGCUUUUUUUUUUUUCUUCUUAUUCAGACAAAGGUGAUGAAAGCUUUAAGAGUUCAAGUGUUUGGUUCAGGACGGCUGUUGGAGGAAGAGAAGAGCUGGUUGGAUUGUACCAAAAAAACAAUAACAGAUGAACGAAAUCAGUAAUUUGUUUUGUGAAAUCGUGAUCAAGUUUGAGAAACUCUAACACAAGUAAGUCUGGCAAAGUGAGUUUGUUUGUGAUGUUUUUUCUGCCACGUUGAUAGAUGAAAGUUUAAAUCAGCCAAUCAUGCAACAGCACUGUCCCUCUUUUUCCCAUGACUGCAUUCUUGCAUCAGAUAAGUGGCUAUUAUUCAUCUGUUUAUAAGUGGGCAUAUUUAGAUGUAUGGGAGUCAAAAAGGCUUUAUGGACUACAUGAGAGACCGUCCCGGAUGCUUCCCCUGUGCGCUUCUCUUUAUCGGAGGUGAGGAAGUGAACCAGCUCUCAGUCCACAUCCUUGACGUCUUGUAAAAGCAGCUCAUUCUGUAUGCAAACACUUUGGACAAAGCCUAAAUCUCGGUUCACACAGGCGACAGUGAAUUCCUGGCUAAAGCAACAACAGCGCAGCGAUUCUCUGCGAAAACAUCGUGCUACUUUAUGGAAGCAUCGGAGAGGACCAAGCUAACAGAGAUCAGCGCCCGAUCGGCCCGUUUAUGGCAUGCUGCUCAGGAUUUGAGCAGAACAUAAGGAUUUAUAGAGAGAGUGAAGUUGAUUUGAUGGAGUGGUGAUCGUGUUAUUGAGCGGUUCUACGGGCUCAGACAGAUCAGACAUCGUCUUUAAGUCUUGAAGGAUGUGGACUGAGCAAGUGGUUUGAUGAAUCCUCGUCUGGUUCUCACCUCUGAGCCAUUAAGGGGGAAGCAUCCACAACCGUCUCCCCAGCAGUGGACUGUCAAUCCUCUGCCGUCACGGACCCACAAACACGCACUCUACUCCCUGAACAUCUGUUUCCUGUCGCGAGCGCUCAGAAGGAUAAAGUUUAUCUACUUUUUUGAAUUUAUUUGCUGUUUUUGUCCUUUUGGAAAUGCGUCUUGAUUAAGUUCAUUUCAACUCUUUACUGUCCCAGCGAGGGAGAUUUGCUUUGCAGACAGGGUAUAGAAAUAAAAAACGCACAACAUCACAAGAUCAUCCUACUAACAGACGAUUGUUAAGAUUUAAACGAGAGAUGAUUCAGUGAAAACCGCUGCUUUUUAGUGCCUCUUUUAUAUAUUUUAAAAUCAUUCAGAGCUUUUGUCAUUGAGCCAGUUUUGUUUUCGUUUUUCUUUUCCUUUAAUAUUUCUGUGUUGUUUUCCUGUUUUAGGGGAGAAAAAUCAUAGACAGUGCCUUAAACUGACAGACUUUAAAGGGACGGUCUGUUGACACUUUAAAACAUUUCCACCGGGAAUAUUCGCAGGAAGGUGUAAACUAGAUUUCACAUACGACUGAAAACCAAAGUUAAACUGGCCCUAACUUCACCCAGCCAGUGGUUGAGAUGUUUUUCUUGCACUGUUCCUUUUAAAGUGUUUGCCAAAGCAUAAUUCACAGAUCCUCCGUCUGACAGCACGAUAAGAGCUUUAGUACAAGAACAGAUCCCUCAACCGAGUGUUCACAACAUUUGCACAAAUUUAGAUGAUUUUAGUUAUUUAACUGACUGGAUCCUCGAGAUUUUAUACAUAUUGGAUCAUAAAUGGAUAAUUUGAUUAGAACUUAAAUGAAUAACAUUUUACAGAUGGACCCAGACGGAGAGUCAACGCGCAGCAAACCGCCUUCAGAUUCUCUUUUUAAGUAGGACUGGGUGAACCUGAACCUGAAAGGCCAGGAUGUCUCUCUGAGAGUGGACGCUUUAUUCAGAUUUUCCACAACUAAUUUCCGUCCUCUUCCUCUUUUCUGUUUCUGUCUUUGUGGUUAAUUUAUCGGCGUUCUUGCUCGGACCGGGAGUGUUGACGACCGUCCGGCAGCGAAACGCAGAAGUAAAACGGUUCAAGGCAGCUAAUGUAUAUUUUAAAUGAGGAGCAAAAAAUGAACACUUCAAUUUGAAAGUUUAAAAAAAAAAAAGGGUGUGGAAACUUCAAAUGCCUUUUAAUUGACCUCUUUUUGAUUGUUGAUUGUAGUAAACAACACGAUUCAGCACUUAGAUGGAGGAGAAACGCCUCAAACUGCAAGAAGUGUGCGUCGCUUCAUCCAGUACUGAGCCAUGAAACAUGAGUCCAAGCGAGCCUUCGUGUCGCUCGUUAUCAGCACUUCUGUACUUUAAAAAAAUAAAGAAAUCUCCUAGAAUAAGUCGUUUUCAGAUGAUUUUUAGAAGCCGCAAAAGUCAAAAGUGGUGUCAGCAAACUUGAAUAUUUGACUUAAAUACCAAAAAGAAGUCAGUAAAGCCAUCUGUGAUGCUUUAUCCUCGAGGAUACCAAAGGGACGAGACACGAUGCAGAUCUACAGACCAGAACGAUUGUAGAUGUGUGGAAAUGUUUUGAUAUUCACAGACUAGAAUUAUGCUGCGUUCAUGUCAUAAGGAAGUUUCCGUAAUUAACAGUUUCUUGUAAAUAGUGUUCAUCAACAUCCUGGAGAAACUCAGGACACUCUGGAAAAGACAAACAAAUAUGGACGUCUGACGUUCAGCAUCAUAAAAGCCACGUUUUAUUGGUGAAGUGUUACAUUAUCAGAGCACAGUAUUUUUAACUUCCACAAGACCAACUCUACAAUCUCCUCCAAUGAAUUACAGCUUAAACAAUCAGUCGUUUCAGUCAUUUUUUUAACCAAAAAUAAGUGCUUUUGUUUGUCACAUCGUCGUUAACUGAUGAUAUUUGUGUUUCAGACUGUUGGUCAAACAGAACAAGACGUUUUCAAGAUGCUGGGUAGUUACAAUGGUCAUUGUUUCACUAUUUUUUGACAUUUUAUAGACUAGCAAUUUAUCUAUUAAUUGUAAAAAAUAAUCAUCAGAUUUAUAAAAUAAUGGAUAAUGAAAAUAUUCCGUCUUUACCAGGUCUGCCUAAUAGCCACAACUGCAGUCUGUAUCAUUUAUAUGUCCGAUAUAUCCGCACUGUAAAAACUGUUGAGACUGAUUGCAUCGAACAUUUUAAAUAAAACUCAAUUUUAUACGUUGAAAAACAUUAUUGAUCAAGUAUCUUUAAUCAUUUUAAGUGACGCUGACUUUUUUUUUGUGCUGUGAAAACAAAACACCUGGUAAAAAGUCAUUAAUCAGGAAUGUCAACAGAACAAAGUUAGUGUCACUUUUCUAACUUAGAAAACGUAGUUUGUGUUAUUUAAAAUGUUCGAUAUAAUCCGUUUGAACAACUGCUUUGGGUUAAAAUAACUUAACUGCAUUAUAAUCUCUGGUCUGGAGGUUGACAGAUUGAUUCUGUACAGUACGUACUGCACACUAAUCGUCACACAGCAGCUAAAACUGUAUGCAAACAAAAAUCUGCAUACUUAAUCUAUACUAACAGGAAGACUUGUGCCUCUUGUCUGGUUUGAGCGUGCUCACAGUGUACCAAGUGUAGAGUUAGUGCGUACGGGUCGUACGGAUUCGGGACACGCCGUAUGAUUUGAACGCUGCAUGCAGCAACAACCUGCCCCGUUCUCUUGGCGUUGUUGAAAGGCAUUCUGGGUAAUGUAGUGAACCACUAACUGCAGUAUAAAGUAAAGGAGGGUUGCUUUAAAGCUUACUGUGGAUGUGUUUGUGGACUUUGACUUUUUGUUGGUGCUUUUAGUCGCUAAAACAAAAUCACCAGGUGAGCCUUAAACAGCAGAUUUACCCAAAGUCAUCACAGAUGGUCGACUCAGUACAAAAGGAAGUGUGUGAUUGUUCGCACCUUCACGCCUCUUCUCCUCUUCAAAAUCCAUCGAAAAUAUCGUAUAGAAAUAUAAAUAUAAUAUUGUUGCUCGCUUCUAGAUUAAAAAGUAAAAAAAAAAAAGCCUUUGUACUUAUUAUACUUAUAUUUUUCAAACCCCAGGUGGCCGAGGCUCCAAAUUGCAGUAUCUUUGUGUAUCUGUAUACAAAUAUAUAUAUUUGUCUCCUUGUUUUCCUUUUUUAAAAUAUGUAUUGUCCUAUAUAAUGCAUUUUAAUGUUGUAUUGCCUUAACCUGACUCACGCCUGUCAUUUUUUUGUACAUCUUCUGCACAGCUUAAACAUAUGUAACCUCUUGUUAUGAUGUUUUCUUUUGUAACUUUUCAAUUUAUCAUAAUUUGUCUUCAAUAUUUUGCCUCUCUCAGUGUAUGAGUGAAUCUUUUCAUGCUGACCAUAUUAAAGGUGAUCUGAUCACACAAA